Williopsis jadinii is the source of this 861-nucleotide messenger RNA. It is a transcript of the gene THI80, whose product is annotated as thiamine diphosphokinase. The transcript has a single exon. Bases 1 to 861 code for a protein of 286 amino acids. Gene Ontology annotation, molecular function: thiamine binding; ATP binding; thiamine diphosphokinase activity. The record is from RefSeq and is a predicted model, not a curated record. Gene Ontology annotation, biological process: thiamine metabolic process; thiamine diphosphate biosynthetic process. Lineage: Eukaryota; Fungi; Ascomycota; Saccharomycetes; Phaffomycetales; Wickerhamomycetaceae.
AUGGGCGAAGUGAUAGAGAACGAGGAAUCAAUUGACGUACCGAGACCAGACCAAUGCCACGUGACUCACUUACACAGGGCAUUCAGUCCGAAUAUCGGUGCUGAUAGUGCUCUGAUAGUCUUGAACCAGGAGAUCACCAUACCACGGGAUGUGUUCAUAUCCUUGUGGAACGCCUAUGGCUUGAAGAUAUGCGCCGAUGGGGGCGCCAAUAGGCUGUAUGACAUCAGUCCAACGUUGGUGCCUGACUACAUCGUUGGAGACUUGGACUCUUUGAAGCCAGACGUGAAGCAAUGGUAUGAAUCUAAAGGUGUUGAGGUGAUCAAGCAAUCUACGCAAUACGCUACAGAUAUGCAGAAGGCCAUUGAUCUCGUCGAAGUGCACUAUCACUACGCUGAUGCACAAGAGAGGUUCGAUGUUAGCAGCUUGGACACUUAUGAUUCACUCUUGACAUUACACUCCUCGUUGAACAAGACCUCUCGUCCGCAGAUGUUGAUGGUUGGUGCCAUUGAUGGAAGGUUUGACCAUACCAUUCAGUCCAUCAGUGUGAUGUUGAAACGUAUCCAGCUGAGCCCAGAUUCACCCAUUUUCUUCUUAACAAGAACAAACCUCAUCUUUGCGAUCCCCAAGGGGUUGAACUACGUUGAUUACACCAAGACUACGUUCCAAUCUUACAACUGUGGAUUGUUACCAUUAGCAGGAGACACCAGGUUAACGACCAAGGGACUGAAGUGGGACGUUAUCGACUGGGACUCUUCGUUAACGGGGUCCGUGAGCACGAGUAAUAGACUGGUGGGGACCGAUGGAAUCGUGGUUCAAUGUGACAAGGAACUGAUCAUCAAUGUGGAAAUGGCACAUUACUGA